AUGGCAAAUAGUGGCGUAGCCGCAGACGAGCUGCCGACGGUUGAGACUCAGAAUCAGAUUUCCGGCUACACCCUCCUCGACCGCAAUGGCAAAGAGAUCUUGUUCCGCGAGGUCUACAGUCAUCCCGAUCGUACCUUGGUUGUCUUCGUCCGGCAUUUCUUCUGUGGGAGUUGUCAAGAAUACCUUCAGCGUCUGUCAACCACCGUGACCCCUGAGGUCCUGUCCGGCUUGCCAGGCAGCACAUCCAUCGCCAUCGUAGGCUGCGGCGAUCCCAGCCUGAUUGAGGAUUACGCUGCGCACACGAGCUGCCCGUACCCCAUGUACUGCGAUCCAUCGCGUAAGCUCUACGAGACUCUAGGGAUGGUCACCACCUGGGAGAUCGGCCCCCAGCCUGGCUACAUCUCCAAAGGACUCCCGCGCCUGGUGGUAGAUGGCAUCUGGCAGGGGCUGAAACACAUAUGGGACGGGAAAAUCCUCAAGGCCGGCGCCGCAGAGCAGCAGGGCGGCGAGUUCCUUUUCGAACGAAGCAACGAUGGUGAAAAGCGCAUCAGCUGGUGCCACCGCAUGCAGGGCUCUUGGGGCCAUACCGAGAUCCCGGCGCUGGUCGACAUUAUCCACGGUCGCAAAGCGGACGAACUGACUACGGCGACAGAAUAG
Aspergillus nidulans FGSC A4 is the source of this 657-nucleotide messenger RNA. RefSeq names its product peroxiredoxin-like family protein. NCBI's taxonomy places the organism in Eukaryota, Fungi, Ascomycota, Eurotiomycetes, Eurotiales, Aspergillaceae. The transcript has 2 exons. Bases 1 to 657 code for a protein of 218 amino acids. The record is from RefSeq and is a predicted model, not a curated record.